This is a messenger RNA of Pocillopora meandrina, 16254 nucleotides long. Lineage: Eukaryota; Metazoa; Cnidaria; Anthozoa; Scleractinia; Pocilloporidae. The record is from the annotation of a GenBank genome assembly.
AUGGGUGCCACGAUCUCCAGCCGCGUUGAUGGCACUUCAGUCAGUGAAUACGGCAAAGGAAAGUUGGAAUUCACGCCUCAGAAUGAAGCUUUGUUGAAUGACAUUGUGAGGCAGGUGGAGAGUCUUGUGAGUUCGUAUCCUCGAGAGGCAGAGACGAUUCUAAAAGAGCCUUUUAAAUGGCACAGCACCCUAAAACCUGACAACUUUGGAGAGUUGAAUUUUGGAUCGAUGGGAUUUCAGAUAACGUAUGUUAAUCUCAUUUGAUGUCAACUUUGGGAUAUGUAGUGACCAACUGUAAGAAAAUGAACAUUAAACGAGUAAUUUCCUAAAUUGUCUGACAGGUGAUUACAGCGUUAAUAAUAUACAUGAAAAAUUACAUGACUCUGAUUGGCUGAAAACAAGUGCUUUCUUGAAUUCUUCUUGAACUUCUGCAAUGUUUUUUCAUGUACAUUGUUAACAAUUAAUAACAAGUUUUCUCUCGCAAUUUGGUGUCAAGUUUUGAUGAAAGUAUGUUUGCAGGAAAAGGUCAAUUAAUUGCAAUUUGUCAAUUUUUUCACAUUACAGUGGCAGUGAUGUAAAAUCUGAGGCUAAAACUCCAAGUGGAGAGCAUUUGCUGUCUAUGGACAAGGUAUUUAAAUGAUUGAUAUUUACAUUGAUAGAUGGUUUUGUGUCAAAAUCGCAGGGUUUGCAUUGUGUUGAAGCUUACUUGAAUCGCUAAGUCUGAAAGAGUCAACUUUGUGUUCAAAGGCAUAUGUAAAAGAUGAAUACACUCUUUAUGGAGACACUUUCUGUGCAUUGCCACCUCAAAACAUUUUUGACUGAUUUUUAUGGCUAUACUCUGCUUUUGACAAUAACUUCUCCUCAACGGGGACUUAAACCACCAUUCAAGUUUUCUCUGUAUGUCUUGUUCCAUGAUUUCCCUUCACAAGAGUGACUUGGACAAGAUUUUCCUAUGUAAUACCAGCAUGUAGCAUAUACAUACUUGACAAUAAACAACAACCAAUUUUUAUCCAGGAGGGUGAAAAAUUUAUCCUGAAAGUGUGGACAUUCGAGCAGAUCGGCAGUGUUCUUAAAGUUGCAGGAGACAAGAAAUGCCAAGAGGCUCAGGCUUGCCUUGAAGGUACCACUUGCACAUAUGUUUUUUUUUUUUUAAUUUUAUGUUUUUUUUCAACUUUGCAUUGCAAACCUCAGGGAACAGUCAGGGAAACUGAACAAGAGGCUGGAAGGGGGCAGGAGGGGGGAGUGGACAGGCAACCUGUCAAGAAUAAGUAGCCACACUCUGAGUCAAUUCCUACUAUGGAAACCACAAUAAUCUAUAGCUGAAUAGUCCACAUUUUUCACUGUGAUCAGUUUCAUUGCUUAGUAAAUUCCUACCAUGGAAAUCCUGACAAGAUCUGGCUGGACAGUCCACACUUUUCAUUAUGAUCAGUUCCAUUGCUAAAUUUAAGUGUACAAUAAGACUUUCUUCCUUUCUAAAUUUUUUUUUACUUAUGCUAUUUGGCUUAUUUUUCUUUAGAAAACCAAGAUCCCAUGGCAAAUGUGAUGGGUGCUGCCUAUGCAGCUGUCAGCAGCAGUGACAGACCCUUACUGAAGGCCCUUGCUGAUCUUAGCAAAGCGCGAGAGCAAUCUUCAGAAAAUGUGGAAGAGCAGGAGGCAAGGUUCACUCUAUCACUUCUCAUCAGUGAAAUGGAUAAACAGCUUCUGGAAGCAUCUCACAAAACCAUCGCCAAGUAAGUUUCCUGUGCGCACAGUGCAUUAAUAAUGAAGUGAUGAAUAUGUCUAUUAACAUGUAUUUCCUUUGGGAGAUUAUGUGACCUAAUUGUUGGUGAGCUGGACUGCAGGUCGUAAGGUUUGAGGUUUAGACCUGAAGUGUCAAUUUGAUGUUUUCUUGGGCAAACACUUUAUUUUCCCCUGGGCUUGGGUACAGACUUCGCCCUGACUUAUUUCCUGGCAAUUAUACACUGUAUGUACAGUUUCUGUCAAUAAGCUAUUGCGUCCUUACCUACAUUUUUGUUGUUCAGUGAGGUAUUCUUUAUAGUAUUUCCCAUCACCCUGAAUUUUUCUUGCAGAGAAGUGAGACUAAACCCAAGUGCCGUGCAGGUAAUUUUCAAUAUUUACAUAUACUGUAGCAAAAACAAUUUUACUAAUUUUUUUUUUUUGGUGAUUCAUUUAUUAAGUAAUCUCAGAGAAGAACUUUUUUUUAAUUAAAAAUUGAAUUCUUGAUUUUGUAUCUGAUUUUAACAGGCUGAAUAUGAGCUACUAAAAUCCUUUGCUGGAGAGAAAGGACAGUGCCUGGAGUAUAUUGAAUGGACUCUUGGUAAGGUCCUUAAUUACUGAUACUAAAAUUAUGUCAAAUGAGAAAUGGAAAACUUCUUCAGCCAUAUUGGUACCAAACUUGUGCAAUGUUAUUUAAGGACAAUGUCAUUGAAAAUACUUGACAUUAAAACACAGACAGAUAGUGAACAUGAUAAUGCUGUCUCUCACCAGAUCACCAGUUCAGUAAUGGAUGCCAUGCCCCACCCUGGCAGCAAGUUCAUGGCGAUAUCAGCUACCUUGACAUCAAGCCAUUUGACUCCGACAAAUUGACUGUCACUGCUAACACAGCUGGUUAUUUUGUAAACAAAGGCCUGACCCAAGAGGGGCAGGUGAACUUUGAAAGAGAAGGAGAUGUGUAUCCCACACUAGUGGCACUCCUGAAGGCAAAGAGUCCCCAGUUUUCAUCCGCUAUUGAGAAGAAGGUAUUUUUCAAAUUGAUGCAAGUACCAUAAAUCUUCUAAUGAUCGUCUGGGUCCUUAGACUGCCUUUUCGAUUGAGUGUUGUGCAACCAAAACCAAAUCAAUCACAACAGUAAUUCAUCAGAAGGAAAAUAUUACAAGGAGCCAAUGAGAACUUGAAGUGAAAACAAGCAAAGUGCCUGAAGCGUGGGAAAACGUGGGCAACCGACACACGAUUUAUUUUAGUUUUGAAUCUGAUUGGUUGAAAAGGUGGCGUGAGUUUUCUGGACCAGUCACAUGACGAAGUAAAGCAAAAACAAAGAAAUCCCGGAUUGCUUUUAACACUCGAUUGAAAAUUGCUCAAUGUCAGGGGCACUUUUUAAGGUGGGGCUUAAUUAAUGAUGCAAAUGAUACUAAAUCUAGGGGAGGGAAGGGUGCAGUCACGGUUAUUAAAGUUGGAAGGGUUUUUUUCCAAUUUAAGCUAAAAGGAUGGGAACUUUUUUUCAGGGAAACGCUUAUUUGUGGGGAAUCACUAGAUGAAGGAUUGAUAGUACAUUAAAUAGCUCUCUCUUGAGCAAUAACAUUGUUGAACCUUGUAGGAGUUUGCGUAUUAUGGUUCCUCUGAAGAAAAACAGGACAAACCUGAGCGCAUUGAUGAACCUGCGAAGGACGAAGAAACAAAUGGAUCAGCUGGUGAAGAAGCUGUUGAUGUAGAGGCUAAAAAUCAAAUAAAGUAAGCUAUAAAAACUUACAGUCCACAAAGAUCAAGUGCUGUUCUGUCAGAUUUUACUCAAACAGACCCACCUCGGGUCGUUAAUCUACUAUAGAGGUAGCAAAUGGUAACUAUGAAAACGAUGGUUCGCCAAAAUUCUUCAGCCUUCGCGCGGAGUCGUGUAGUCUCGUUUAUAGUAAAUUUUAUUUUGGUUUCAAAUUCUUAAAUUUAUUUUUAGAGCUCAAAGCCUGUUAGCAUUUUUCUCUAAAGAGUUACCUAGAGUUUUCUUAUAAGGAUCAGGAUAGGUUCGGGAGGUAAUUGGUUAUUGGGUCUUAAGACAUCUUUAUCAGUGGCCCUCAUUAGCGCUGCAGUGCGCACGUUUCUCCGCACACGAAAAGAUUUGAGACGAGACGGGGAGAUGUUUGGUGGGGGUCUGGCACUAACAACAGUGCUAGACCCCUUGAAGACCUUUCGCCGGGCCUCGUACUUUCCCGCAGGCAGAGAAACAAUCGCGCAGAAGCACUUAAAACGAGGGCCUGCUCAUAAGCUAUAGUGGUACAAUAAGAGAGUGACGAACUGAAACCAGAAGGAAUAAAGCAUGUAGGUAACAAAUUGAACAGUGUGUUAAUUUUGCUCUGAUUUUAGUGCUUCGACAAAGACGAAAACCACUAAAACAUCUCAGAAAAAGAAAAGUAACAAAGGAACCAAAACAUACGAGUCUUCUCCGCGCUGGAAAAACAUUAACAUUGAAUUUGGAGCUGAUCUUGUCGGAGAUGAUCCGUAAGUGUAGUGUAGAGUGCUUUUAGGUUUCAUUGUACGUCUUGGUAGAAUUUGAAGUUUUGGUUAACUGCCAAUUAAUGUGUUGAGUUUACCGUGACAUAUUAAUACGUAUUUGAAAGAUUUUUAUCGGUUCAAUCACGAAUAACCUACUCUGGAUGUUUUUAUAAUUAUAGCAAAAAGGAUCAACAAAAGGGGAGAAGCACUCCAGAGAAGAAGCCGUCGUCCAGACACACUAAGAGCAGGUUGGAUUAUUUUCCUAUUAAUCAAAAACUACUUCUCGAACGUGAUUGGUUAUCACCAGGCCUAUUUUAGCAUUCAUAGGACAGUGUUUGCUUCAUGUGAGCGUCAUGUGAACGCGCUAUUGUCGCGCAUUUUGCCGAAUUAACAUCUUUUUCUUCGGUAUGACAACGUAUGACCGAUGGGUAGUGUGUUCCUCAAAUUAUGUCAUGGCUUUGAUUAAUUGGUAACAGGACUUCGUGUCGUCCAAUUCUGUCUGUAAUAGUACUCGCAAUUAACAAACACUCCUAUGAUCACAAACCGAAUCGGACUCCACUCAACCCUCUUAUCAUUACUUAUUGUUAUCACCAUAACCAUCAUCGCCAUAUUCACUAUCAUUGUUAUUAUCAACAUCAUCAUCAUCGACCUUUGUCAUCAAUAUCAGCCGCAUUGUUCUAAUAUCUCUGAAUAUAAAAUUUAUUAACCCAACAAAAUUCUUCUGUUCCAUAGAGAUGCGGGCAAGAACACGCGAGUAUCGAUGCGUUCACAAAUGAAAGGUGAUAUGGAGGAGGACUUCAGUGAGAGCUCAUCUGAAAGUGAGGAGGAAGAGGAGAGCCAAGACAGAAGACAGGUACGUGAACUUUACAUUAGAACUGUUAUUCGUUAUGAGAAAACUUUUAGUGGUAGACCUCAGUUCACACAGUGUUCUCCAUUUCAGGCAGUAACCGGUAACAUUUACCACCUGUAGUACCUCUUAUUACCGUUUAAAACUGCUUGGAAUUCUUGAAAAUUCAACUUGUAAAAGGAUUGCUUUACCGGUUUGAAAAUUUAUUUUACCUGUCAUGCUUAAAAUAAGAGAGAACACUGUUCACAUGGUAAUUUAGUAUUAUAAACUGAGAUUUUGGGAGGAAAUCGCUCUGACGAAGGGCUAACGCUCGAAACGUCAGCUUUUAAACUCUUAACGGUGGCCAAUUUACGUUAUCGACCCAGUUGAUAAUACUAAAUUACCCUGUUAUACUCUCCCACCGACGCAGCACCACAGUUUGUUUAGAAACUUGCCCAUUUAGUCAUUUCACAUGGGUGAAUACUAUUACCAUUAAACCUUUAGCUUGGAAUAUUUAUGAUAUAACGUUAGAUAUAUUUUUUCUUCGUAGGAGUCAAACGCAGACUUGCCAUCAGAAUACUGGCAGAUUCAGAAGCUUGUCAAGUAUUUAAAAGUAUGUAAAUGUUCAUAUACCUGUACUUUUAAAGCGCAUAGGAUCUGCAUUCUUACUGAAGCUAUCGAUGUGUUCAUUUUUAUUGAAAAUUUGCGUCGGAAAACACCGCUCUGAAUGACAUAUGAAUUCAUAGCACUUUUGGCGUCGUCGUGUUAAACGGACAUUGUGAGAAGGCGCGCGCCGUUUACCGUCAUUUGUCGCGUAGAAGUUAGGUGAAGGAAGUGUUUUGCUUUAUGAAAAUGCCGCUGUAAGACUGGCACCUGGCACACGCCCUUUCCUUUCCAUGUCCCUCUUACCUACACCCAUUGAAGAAAUUUUCAAUCAAUUGUCGAAAUAUAUUCUACGCUCUUUGGUUCAUCUAGAAAGCUUGUGCCAUUCUCUCGGCCAAUCACAUCACAGCCUUCAACUGAUCGCCCGUGUUUUCCCGCGCUUGUGAUCGCUCACGUGUAUUUACCUUGAGUUCCAAUUGGGUCAUGUGAAGUUAAUCUUUAUCUUGAUUGGCCGUUGUGGUUACGUGGUUUUGAAUCAACAACACCCUGUAAAAUGCGCUUUAUUGCAUCGAGCUUUUUCCAAGGCUUUUGUUAAAGUCCUCCUCCACUCAAAUGUGUUGAAUUAUUUCAUUGUAGAGCGGUAACCAGACCGCCACUAUCAUUGCACUGUGCGCCAUGAGGGAUUUCAACCUUCAACAAGAGACAUGCCAGCUAGCCAUCAGAGAUGUCGGUGGACUGGAAGUGCUGAUAAACCUGUUGGAAACUGAUGAAAUCAAAUGCAAGGUGAUAAACCCAAUCCAUAAUACUAUUCUCUGAAUUUAAACCGACCUCAAAAGCUCAUUAGUAGCAUAGAGGGCUUAAUUAAACCAACGAUUGCCUUUGAUACUGUAAGCUCUUCCUUCGGAAGUUUUGCUUUCCAACAUAGAUAAAUUAAUAUGUAUACGACUCCGCUAGCGCUUUAUGCGUAGAGGUUCCUCUUAAGGAGCUCUACCUAACGGUGCUUAAAAAUCUCUUCUUGUAUCUUUUAGAUUGGAUCUUUAAAGAUUUUGCGAGAGAUUUCGAGAAAUUCCCUCAUCAGAAAGGCUAUUGCUGACUUGGGAGGUAAAAAUAGUCUUUCUCUUCUAGUUAGGCUUGAAAGAUGUUUGUUGGUGUUCAUAUUAAAGAUAUAAAACGUUAGCUUAGAGAUCUUUUGCUGUUUCAACGACUGAACCACCAACGAUUAAGGAUUGACAAUGGGGUCAGAACAUCAAGCAUUUCUGGUUUAGAAGAUUGCACCACAGGUCGCUUACGCGCAAAACCUUGGGAAGUCAGUCGUAGCAUGCGAGCAGAUUUUUUAUCAGCGUUGCAAGACGCGCGUUUCCCGCCCGAGAAACGCGCGCCCUGCGUCCAGCGGAGAGAAGUUUGCUGGGGGUCUGGCACUGAUAAUGAAUGGCAGACCCCUUGCAGAACUCUCAGCGGCUCGCGUCGCUUAACCCUCUAACCCCUAAGAGUGUUUAGUAACUAUUUUCCCCUAUCAGUAUCACCCCAGAAACACACACUGACGUCAUGAGAAUAAAGGAAAUGAUCAGCAACUAAAGAAGCUAUUGAUUGUUAAACAAAUUCUCUUUGUUAGUACCGUAGGAAAUGUAUAGAGUACAGUAAGGAGAAAAUGCAUACUGAUGUUAGGGUGUUAAGGGGGUAAAAAACGUUUGUACCAAAGGGCUGUUAGUGAGGACCUAGUCGUAGGCUAAGUUAGUCGUAUCUUCGUUAUAUGUAUAUGUAAUGCUAGCUGGAAAUGGCGGGCUAAAAUAACUAUUAGUGUAGGAUACCGAUUAUUUUUUCCAGUAUAUAAAUUAAACAGCAUUAUAUUUCGUGUUCCAAGGUUUACAGACUAUGGUAAAACUACUUCAAGGCUUCAACGACGAAUUGAAAUGUUUAGCUGCUGAGACUAUUGCGCAUGUGGCGAAAUUCAGGAGAGCGAGGCGCACUGUCAGGCAAUAUGGCGGCAUACGAAAAUUGGUAAGUUAACGCUCCACACCGUAAUAUCAGAAUCCAUAUUCUCCCUACUUGUCUUCAUACAUGUCCUUUGGUACUGACAAGGAGAGUUCGUUUCACAAUCAAAGCCUCUUUUGUUGGUGAUCAUUUCCUUAAUUCUCUUGAUCCUAAUGAAUGUGUCAGAAGCAUUAUAUUUUGUAGAGGUAGGAAAAUGACACUUCUGGGACAGGACAAAACCAAGGAUAAAAAGAGAUUUUUGAGUCAAGCCCUGACCACUUUUUCCAUCCCUGGUUUUCCAUUGUCCCGGAAACUAUUAUUUAUACAACUACUACUGAGACAAGCGCGAAAAUCUCCUAUCACAAUUUUUUUGAAAAAUUAUGAUAUAUUAACUUGUCAAUCUUCAGCAUAUCCUCUCUCUCCACUGUAAGGAGAAAUUAGAUACUGGUCACUCUUAGGGUUUUAAGGAUUAAGGGGAAAAGAUUCUGAAGUACUAUUAGGCUUAGGCGAAGUCAGAUGUCCUUAAAGUUCCCAGGCUUUUCAAAGGUAGCUUCAGUAUUUUUCCUUUAAUAACAAGCCAUUUGAACGCUUCUAUUCGCGUGAUUUACACGCAUUUGAUUGACAGGUGUCACUGCUAGAUUGUGGAACCCUUGUGAAUGCAUCAGAUCUUGAAGCUGACGUUGCGCGAUGUGGAGCGCUCGCUCUGUGGAGCUGCAGUAAGAGUACCAAAAACAAGCAAGCUAUUCGAAAGGCAGGGGGAAUUCCUCUACUGGCCAGAUUGCUCAAGUCUAGCAACGAAGCCAUGCUCAUUCCUGUGGUGGGAACUCUGCAGGAAUGUGCUUCUGAGGUUGGUUAAAAUGAUGAAGCAGAAGUAGCUUCAAUGUUAAAAAAGAGCGAUUUCAAUUGAGUUUCGAAAGAAAUCCGUGAUUGCUUUGUUCUUGCUUCAGUUCGUCCUAUGAUUGGUCCAGAAAACUCGCACCACUCUCUCAACCAAUCAGAUGCAAAAUUAAAACGACUUGGUCGCCCGCGUUUUCCCGCGCUUUAGGCAGUUUGCUUGUUUUGCUUUGAGUUCUCAUUAGCUCUUAAAGGUAUUUUCCUAUCUUCUGACCGGCCGUUGUGAUCACUUUGGUUUGGAUUUACGUCACUCGAUUGAAAAGCGCUCUAUCGUCUUCAAAUUUGCUGUUUCAUCGGCUUUGAAUAAUUAAUGAUGCUCUCACUUCUUGCAUCUCGCGGGGCCGCACACAGAUGAAAAUUCUUAAUUCUAAUAAACUGGUUUUGUCGUUUCUUGUCAGGCUAGCUAUAGACUUGCCAUUCGCACUGAAGGAAUGAUCGAAGACCUCGUCAGAAACUUGAAAAGUGAAAACCAAGAACUACAGAUGCAUUGCGCCAGCGCCAUCUUCAAGGUGAGAACGUAACUGUGUGACACGUGAUAUCUCUGACUACUUUUUGUGACAUGUGACAUCAUGGACUCCAUUGUGUGACGCGUGACAUCCUUGCUCUCCUUGUGACAUGUUACAUCUUUGGCCGUAUUUUGUGACAUGUGACACAUUUGACUAUUUCUUGUUACAUCCUUGUGGUUUUUUGUCUUUCUUUUGUGACAUUCGAUCGAAAUGCGUUCAGAUCGUAAUAGCGAGUGCAGUGCUGUUUGAUACUCACUUUCGUAGAAGUAAUCAACAAUUAUUCAUCAAAAUGGGGGUGAACAAUUGUCUUAGUAUAUACUAUACAGAAAUCAAAUAAAACUCUUAACGCACGAUUUUGUCUCAUCGACUGCCCGGAGGUGAACAUUUCAUGCCAAUCACUUCUGAACGAGCCAAUCAGCGAGCGCGAAAAGCGCUAUUCGCCUGUGUGGUAUGUACUGAUGGUGUUUAUCUGCUCUGACGUUUUUCCCAACAGCCCUUAAAAUUCUUAAAAUCGGUUAGAAAUUCCCGUUAAAUGCCAAAGGAACAAUACAAGUUCUACUCGAAAAAACCCAAAUCCACUUUUUUUCGCGCGCGCGAAAAACAUAUUACGUCAUAAAAAUUUAAAUCGUUUGAAUAAACCAAUGAGCGCGCGCCUGAACAAUAAAAAUGAAACAAAGUCCGUAAUUGCGCGCGCCAUAGCGUAAGUACCAACUGAGUUCUUUCAAAGUUUUUUUUUUAUCAAUUCCAUAAAUGCAGAAUAGGUCGCAACAUUAUAUGUUCAUAUGUUUGUUUUCAGUGUGCCGAGGAUGACGAGACGCGUGAGCUUGUUCGAAAGUAUGGAGGCCUCGAUCCUCUGGUAUCGUUGUCGUUUAAUGUUGAGAAUAAAGAAUUAUUAGCGGCUGCCACUGGAGCCAUUUGGAAAUGUUCUAUCAGCCGAGAGAAUGUAACAAGGUAAAGAAAAAUAGAACCUGUGGCUUCUCCUCUGUGGCGUCUUGUUUUCAAAAGAGAAGGUGCUAAAUAUUUGUGCGGAGAAACUUUUGAGUAUAGGCGUGUACUUUAGAGUAAACCUCAGUUGCUAUGUAAUGCUGGAUCUCAAUUUGUUAAGGUGCAUGUAUACCGUAGGGAUUUAGAGUGCCGAUUUGAAAAGUGAAUUUUUGUACUAGAGUUUUGCGUCUCUCCGAACUGCCUAGAUGUAAAGAAAGACCGCAAACUGCGAUAUGUUGCUUAAAUUGCUCAGGAGAUUAAAGUGUUUAGCGACUGGUUUGGAUCCGUCCUUGUCAUUUCUCUUUACGCCGCGAAGGUGUUCUCGGAAUCAGUGAAUGAGAUUCGUUUCUAAGCUGUUUCCUUGACAACAGCUCUCGCAGUUAAUCGCCACUUUUUCCUGGUCGCCGCUGAACUAGGUUUUGGAAUAUGCUUCUUUUAAGUAUGAAUGAAAUGCAUGGCUGGCGUAGCGGCAAAGGAGACAUUUAAUACGCCUAUAUCUCAAGUAAUACCUCUAGUUUUCUUCGGGAUAAAUGCUUAAGAUGACAAGUGGUAAUUGUCGUAAUAUUUUCGUAUUAAAAAUAACAAUUGACCCCUCACCAACCUUGCGCUUAAACUGGUUCCUUUAUCGUAAGCUUAAGGCAGCAAGAAUAUCUGAGGAAGUGCUUGUUUUAAACAACUUAUUUCUCAGAUAUUUUCGUUGUCGUAAGCUUAAAAGCUUUUACCGACUGUCGCUUUCCUUAUGAAACUCAAGCCUUUUCUUUGACAACAUUUCAGGCAUGGAAACCUAUGCCUUAGUGCGAUAAUUUCAGAAAUGCAAGUAUCGCAAUGCAUUUUUGUAUCAGUUAAUGCCAUUGCCGUUUUUUUUCCCCACCAGAUUUCAAGAACUUAAAGCCAUCGAGCAGUUGGUGUCAUUGUUAACUGAACAACCCGAAGAGGUAAGUGAUUAUAAGCCUCACGUUUUUAACCCUGUAACUUCCAAGAUUUGAUUGUUAAUUAUCCCCUCUAGCUGCUACAUAUUUCCUUUUAAAUAAUUGGCAAGAAUAUGGUUUUAGAUCAAGAUAACAACUUCUACCUGAUAACUCUGAGUAUUCUCAUUACCUGUUUGCUGAACAAUGUAGAGAUAUUAUAGGGAGAAGUUACAUGUUAAUCACUUCCAGGAGUUGUAGCUAAGAUAUCGAACUAUUUGUCAUGUAAUACGCAGGUAUUAAUCAACGUCGUGGGAGCCUUGGGCGAGUGUGCCAAAGUCCCCGCAAACAGAACAACCAUCCGGAAAGCCGGUGGAAUACCUUCUCUGGUGAAUCUGCUGACCAGUACAAAUCAGGCUUUACUGGUCAAUGUUACCAAUGCUGUGGGAGCCUGUGCAACCGAGCCUGAUAACAUGGCGUGAGUAUUGGUGCUACUUUUUAUUUUUUGUUCUGAGCUAUCCAUUCUAGUGAAGACACAGCCCAACUGGGGUGGAGUGGAGAAGGGAGAAUUUGGUCCAGGUGGGUUGGAUGGGCAGGGAUGGUAAAGAUGGGGAAAUCAAUCUAUUUUGUUGACUUGUACGGAGAGAAAUGAUAUGACUUCAUUAUGCUUGAAUAUAGCCCUUUGUCAGCUUGGCCUUUUAAAAUAAUUGAAGAUUGAACGUCUGUUGAACAAGUAUAAAAUUAUCCGUUACCACAGUGAUACAUGUUGCGCACUAAGUCUCCUUUAGUUACUGUAGUAUUUCUAUAACCCUUCAAAAGGCUCUCAGUCCCAAUCCUGUCUGCUCCCUCGUCCACUUCAAUUGAAAUGAAUUCUUUUUUUUCUCUCCAAAUCGCUCGUAUUUUCGAGACGAAGAAUUGGAAAAAAACAUAGCUGUAUUUCAAAGGCGUUCGAUUCGCUUGUUAUUUGUUUUCAUCGGGUGAUAUGUAUAUUUGAACUUUCUCACCCUAGUAUCAUUGACCGUCUUGACGGAGUGCGUUUGUUGUGGUCCCUGCUCAAGUCUAAUAACCCAAAGGUUAGUUAACUAUCACUGUAUGUUCGUAAAAGGCGAUACAGGUUCGUCACAGUUAAAUGUUGAGCGCGCCAGUAAAAGUAGCACCGCGUAAAGAAAAAGCCAACAAGAAGAAGUGCAGAAGGAAAUAUCAUUCGUGCGCGCCGCAAGAGGAAACAGAAGCGCGUGAAUGAAGAGCUAACAUAGGUGUGUGUAGGAACAACUAACACAGGCUUGUGCGGAAAAAAAACUAGCUUUGGCGCGCGAAGGAUGCACUUUCCUAGGCGCGUGCUUGAAGAGCUAUUAUAAAAUGUUCAGAGAAAUGCGCGCGCCGUGAUUGGUCAGAACGUGUUCAUUAUAUUUCCUUAAAGCACGCGCCUUGCGUCACACGAGUGCACUGUUGGGAUAUAAUGCACGCAGCCUACUUCAUCAGUACGAGUGCGCGCAAUUCACGAUACAUUUCAUAAAAGAAAUAAAAAAGCUUGUUCCUCGAGCAUUGUUGAGUUAAAUAAGCACUUGGUCUUAAAAAUUCCCGCGUGCUUGUACGACUCAACAACGCACUCGGCGCAUUUUUUAUUUCUUUAACAUAAGGGCGCGUUGAAAGGAAGAACUGACAUAGGUGUGUGUAGAAAGUAGUAACAUAGGCGCAUGUAGAGAGGAAAAACUAACGUACGCGCAUGCAGGAAGAUAUAGUGAGGGUCUGCUUAGGAAGAACCAACAGAAGCGUGCGCAGGAAGAACUUACAAAGGUGCAAAAAGAAAGAUGAAACAUGGGCACAGGGAGGCGGAUCUCUAAGAGGCGCGCAGAGUAGAAACUAGCUCGAGCGCACGCGGAAGAACUAGCCUAUGCGCGCGCAGACGGAACUCGAAAAGAUCUAACUUUCAUCCAUUUAUCCAUGGGACAACUUAUAGAGGUACGCUCAGGAACAACUAAAAUAAGGAAUAUGAGGAACUUAUGAGGGGCGUGGUCCUCUCAUCUUAUCGACCCUUUGAUUUUAAUAUACACUAUUUUUUUUUCUUGCUACUCUGUAGGCUUCGGUAAACAGUUUCGCAAAUAAUUGAUAUCACACUCUUUUCUUACAGGUGCAGUCGAGUGCCGCUUGGGCCAUUUGCCCCUGUAUUGAAAACGCGAAGGUAAGCGAAGGAUUGAUCUUCCGUCCUUUGGACUUUUUGGUUCAAUGCUUUACCUCUGAGCGACAUAGAACUCGUUCGUAAACGGCUUGGCCAUUCCUAAGCUCAUACUUGACAUGGGUCUUGCAGACUUCAAUGGGGCUCUGCGUGUACACGUAAAUGGGUAAAGAUAAAUCAAACCUUUUGGGCUCUUUCGUACAUGCCUUUUAAAAACUGCAGGAUCAGCCUGCAUAUGUUCGAAUUAUUUCAUUGUUACAGAUUCCAUAUUUUAAUGUAAGCUCCGUUCAUUCACCUCUUAGGACGCUGGAGAAAUGGUGCGAUCGUUUGUUGGGGGACUGGAACUGAUUGUUAGCUUGCUGAAGUCCAACGACAGAGAGGUAUUUUCAUAUAUCACUCCUUUAAGCCUUUACACCCUAACAUCAGUAUGCAUAUUCUCCAUUCUCUUUCCCAUACAUUUCCCAAGGAGCUGACAAGGAGAAUUUAUUUUACAAUCAAUAUCUUCCUUAACUGGUGAUCAUUUCCUUUAUUCUCGUGACCCUAAUGUGUGAUUCAGGGAGAUAUUGUGAGAAGAAAUGAGAUACUAGUUACUCUUAGGGGUUAAAGUCCCAGACGUGAUCAAAUCUAACUUUUCUAACAAUACCAGCUCAUUACUUAGCAAAAAAAAUUAUGCAAAUGAACAGAGCUAUCGGCUCUAUGGUGUCAUAUUGAUAUAACACCAAAUUCUCUUCACUGUUUUUCAACCAAGUGUUUAGUAUCCAGAAGGGAGAAUUUGCUACGCAGAUAUUGGGAGACUAGGGGCUCUACUUAGAGUCGACCUACGCUAUACCCCUUUCCAUACGUAAUCGUUACUUGAUCAAAGUUAGAGCGAUGUAAUUCGUUAUGACAAGGAACGAGUCUUGUGGUAGUGCGUUUCAGACGCUCAAUUUGUAGGGAGUGGUAAGGUAGCGGGUGAGCGAGGAAAAAAAAGGUGGAUUGGGAGACAUGAAAGUCGUUUCUCCGUUUACCAAGGCGCUGGCGCAUGCUGGGUCGGAGAAUGCAUGAAAAUGACGGUUUUAUUAAUUUUUUAUUUCACCCUUGCAGGUUUUAGCGAGUGUUUGCGCAGCCAUUGCUAACAUAGCAAAAGAUGAAGAAAACCUUGCGGUCAUCACAGAUCAUGGUGUGGUACCCAUGCUUGCAAAACUGGCGACGACGGUGAGAUGAAUCUGUUGCAAUAAACUGCUUGAACGUGUUUAUCCAUCGAAUUUACUUUCGAGCUUGAGAAUUAGCGAUCCUAUAGUGAGCGUAAAAAUGAUAACAGUGGUAUGCGUGGGGAGUUUUAGACCAGAGGUUGGCAUUAGUAGACACGUAACUGGUUUAGAGCCCUUUUCGAUUGGGUGUCAUAAAAUGAAAACCAAAAUUGUCAUUGCAGCCAAUCAGCGGAAAGGAAAAUUGCACAACGGGCCAAUGAGUAUUCAAGUCAAAGUAAGCAAACUGCUCAAAGCGCGGGAAAACGCGUGUGACGAAGUGGCGAUUGGUUUUGGUUUUGAAUCUGAUUGGCUGAGAGAAUGGCGCGAGUUUUCUGGACCAAUCACAGAGCGUAGAAAAGUAAAACCAUUAUAAUCCUUGAUUGCUUUAGACACUCAAUUGAAAAUUGAUCCCAACUCAACAAAUGUUAAACAUACGAACGUUUCGCUCCUGGAGACUUACUGUAUCUUAUCUAGGUUAUAAUGCUAAACUCAGUUAUGCUUCACUUCAAUAGUAAUCUCAACAUUUAUUCAUUAUUUUGAAUUCAGACUGAUGACCGUUUACGUCAGUACCUAGCGGAAUCGAUAGCUAGGUAAGUACGAUUUUAAAGAAGAACAGCAUUUUUAUUGACUUAUUACCAAGAUCAAAACAAGUUGGAAGGAACUGUCUUAACACCCGAGGGAGAUUCACUUGUAAAAAAGACUGAUGAUUACGUAAAGCAUCCUCUUCGGGCAAACGACUUAUGCCGAUGGAUUUUAAGAUCUUUAUUAGAGUCUUAAGUUCUUUUCUAGUCAUGCAGCUGCGCGGCUAUCGCCGGUUGUUUCAGGUCAUAGAUCAGCGCGUCAAGGAGACCUGGUGGCGAGGUUCUCUGUCACGUGGCCUACUGGACUUUUCCUGAGAGGCCAUAAAAAAAUAGCGUAUGGGUAGAGAGGAUGACUCACAUUUACCCAGACUGUGGAAAAUCUAAUAGAACGAUAUGAGUGCAAAUAACAACACCGCAAACUUUGGUGCAUUGAUAUCAUGUUGACUUUGAUAACAGUACAUUUAUCGUUGAUUUUCUGAACUUGUUAGAUGCUGUACUUGGGGAAACAAUCGAGUCGCUUUUGGCCAAGCAGGAGCUGUGCCUCCAUUAGUAUACUACCUAAAGUCAAAGAACCCGGAUGUACACAGGGCUACCGCGCGUGCGCUUCAUCAGCUGUCUCGUGAUCCCGAUAAUUGCAUCUCUAUGCAUAACAGCGGUGUCGUUAAGGUAUUUUUUAUUUCAUGCUGUUGAUGUUGUUUUUAUUUAAAUUUCAUUUAGAAGAGACCAAAGUAUUUAUUUAUGGUCUUCUUUUACUCCCCGUCUUUUUGUUAGUAUCUUCUUGAAAUGGUUGGAUCGUCCGACGAAGUUCUCCAAGAGGCCGCUGCUGGUUGCCUUGGCAACAUCAGGAGACUUGCAUUAGCCAAUGAGAAGGCUCGAUACAACUGAUCCGGGCGGCCUUGUUGUUAACAUCAUCUAGAUGAUGGAUGAAUGAUUAUUUUCUUACCUUAAAAAAAAAACUCGAAGCUCUAAUGUUAUAAAUGUCUUUCAGUCAUAAUAUCCUCGUAAAACCAUCUCGAAUGCGAUUCUUAUGUUAAUCUGUAAUAUAGAAAUAGUACUGUGUUCCAAUUACCUGUGAAGAGUUGCUGUAUUUUCAGGUUAGGUGAGAGGGAAUUGAUUUUGUUUUAUUUUCUUUAAGGUAAAACCUGAAUAAAAUAUUUAUUUCUUAAGUGGUGACAUAUCUUUAUAUUUUAGUUGCUAAUGAUGUGUCCAACACUUCCAUUAUGAGACAGUGAAACAAACUAGACUUAAGUAAUAAACAAAGGGGUAAGUUUCUAAAGAAACUGUGGUGCUGCGUUGGUGGGAGAGUAUAGCAGGUAAUUUAGUGUUAACAACUGAGUUGAAAACGUAAAUUAGCCACCAUAAAGGGUACAAAAGCUGAC